CAAAUUUUCUGAUUUUUGAAACCCUCCCACUGCCGAAGUUGGGCAGACGAAGUAACUGCGAGGGGACUGCAAGCCCGGCAAGCUCUUGCUGAAAAGCUGCCGAAGCUGCUCCCACCCCUCCCCCCGACCCCCCCGAUUGCUCCCUCCCUCUGAGCUACAUGGUCUAUUUGCUGCCUCUCAUCCUGUGUCUCUGCAGAUGUUUUAGAGCAACAGGUUCAGGAACUUGAAAUAUAGGGGUGGGGAAAGAGAAGGGAAAAAAAAAUCAAAACCAAAAAGGAAGGAAAGAAAGAGCCGUCAGCGGAGGAAGAACAACCCCAGCGCAAGAGGCAAAGAAGACGGGGACUGCCCUGGUCGUCGCUGCUGCUCCUGCCGCCCCCACCCCUGCUCGGGGAUGUACCUUUCCAUUUGUUGCUUCUUCUUCUGCUGGGCUCCCGCCCUGUCGCUGAAGAACCUGAAUUACUCGGUGCCGGAGGAGCAGGGAGCGGGCACGGUCAUCGGGAACAUCGGGCGCGAUGCGCGGCUGGCGGCAGGCGCGGCGGGAGGCGGGAUGCUGCCCGCGGAGCGUGGCGUUCCCGGUGGCGGCCCCGGGGGCGGCCGCGGCCCCAAGUCCACCUUCCGGGUGCUGGAGAAUUCAGCCCCGCACCUCCUGGACGUGGACGGGGAGAGCGGGCUGCUCUACACCAAGCAGCGCAUUGACCGUGAGGCGCUGUGCCGGCGCAGCGCCAAGUGCCAGCUCUCCCUCGAGGUGUUCGCCAAUGACCAGGAGAUCUGCAUGAUCAAAGUGGAGAUUCAGGACCUGAACGACAAUGCACCAUCAUUCCCCUCUGACCAAGUGGACAUGGACAUCUCUGAAAAUGCUGCACCAGGCACCCGCUUCCCCCUCACCAGCGCCCACGACCCAGACGCUGGGGACAACGGUCUGCGCACCUACCUGCUCACUCGUGAUGACUACGGCCUCUUCUCCCUCGAUGUGAAGUCCCGUGGUGAUGGCACAAAGUUUCCGGAGCUGGUCAUCCAGAAGCCAUUAGACCGUGAGGAGCAGAGUCACCACACCCUGGUGCUGACGGCACUGGAUGGUGGUGACCCACCACGCUCAGGCACGGUGCAGAUCAAUGUGCGCCUCAUUGACUCCAAUGACAACAGCCCCAUCUUUGAGGCAGCCUCCUACGUGGUAGAGCUGCCAGAGAACGCACCGCUAGGCACAGCAGUCAUUGACCUCAAUGCCACUGAUGCCGAUGAGGGUACCAAUGGAGAGGUGCUCUACUCCUUCAGUGGCUACGCACCUGAGCGUGUCCGUGACCUGUUUAGCAUUGACCCACAGAGCGGCCUCAUCCGUGUCAAAGGCAACCUGGACUAUGAGGAGAGUGGCCUCAUUGAGAUUGAUGUCCAAGCUCGGGACUUGGGGCCAAAUCCCAUCCCUGCUCACUGUAAGGUCACUGUCCGCCUCAUCGACCGCAAUGACAAUGCUCCCACCAUUGGCUUUGUCUCCGUUCGCCAGGGAGCUCUGAGUGAGGCUGCCCCACCAGGAACUGUCAUUGCCCUGGUGCGGGUCACUGACCGUGACUCAGGCAAGAACGGGCAGCUCCAGUGUCGGGUGCUGGGUGGUGGUGGCGGGCCCGGUGCCAUUCCUUUCACCCUGGAGGAGAACUAUGACAACUUCUACACUGUGGUCACGGACCGACCCCUGGACCGUGAGACGCAGGACGAGUACAAUGUGACCAUCGUGGCACGUGAUGGGGGCAAUCCCCCACUUAACUCCACCAAGUCAUUUUCUGUCCGGAUCCUUGAUGAGAAUGACAACCCACCCCGCUUCAGCAAGAAUCUUUAUGUGUUGCAGGUGCCUGAGAACAACAUCCCUGGAGAGUACCUGGGUUCAGUCUUGGCCCAGGAUCCUGACUUGGGCCAAAAUGGGACAGUGUCUUACUCCAUUCUGCCUGGGCAUGUGGGAGAUGUCUCCAUCUACACCUAUGUCUCUGUCAACCCCACAAAUGGUGCUAUUUAUGCUCUGAGGAGCUUCAAUUAUGAGCAGACAAAGCACUUUGAGUUCCGCGUGCUGGCCAAAGAUUCGGGUUCACCCCACCGUGAAAGCAAUGCCACAGUGCGCGUCACCGUGCUCGAUGUCAACGAUAACGCACCCCUCAUCGUCCUGCCUGCCCUCAUCAAUGACACUGCUGAGCUGCAGGUGCCACGCAAUGCUGGGGUGGGCUACCCCGUGGGCACCGUCCGUGCCCUGGACAGUGACUUUGGGGAGAGUGGGCGCCUCACGUAUGAGAUUGUGGAAGGUAAUGAGGAGCACCUCUUUGAAAUGGACCCCACCAGUGGUGAGAUACGCACCUUGCACCCCUACUGGGAAGAGCUCAGCCCUGUGGCUGAACUGGUGGUAAAAGUCAGUGACCAUGGCAAACCCAGCCUCUCCGCUGUGGCCAAGCUCAUAGUCAGGGCUUUGGCGGGGCCCCUGCCCGAGGCUGGCGAGCCACAGGUGAAUGGCGAGCAGCAUCGGCGGCCACACUGGGACUUGUCGCUGCCGCUGAUUGUGACACUGAGCACUGUCUCCAUCAUCUUGCUGGCUGCCAUGAUCACUAUUGCUGUGAAGUGCAAGCGAGAGAACAAGGAGAUCCGCACCUAUAAUUGUCGCAUUGCCGAGUAUAGCCACCCUCAGCUGGGAGGAGGGGGAGGCAGUGGCGGGGGAGGAGGAGGCAGUGGCAGUGGAGGGGGCAAGGGCAAGAAGAAGAAGAUCAGCAAGAAUGACAUUAUGCUGGUGCCCAGUGAGGGCGAGGACAGCCGGGGUCCCCUCAAUGUCAUGAACGUGGUGAGCAGCCCAUCCCUGGCCACCUCACCCAUGUACUUUGACUACCAGACCCGCCUGCCCCUCAGCUCUCCCAGGUCUGAGGUGAUGUACCUGAAGCCCGCCUCCAACAACCUGACUGUACCCCAGGGACAUGUGGGCUGCCACACCAGCUUCACAGGGCAAGGGACUAACGCCAGCGAGGCUCCCCCGAGCCGGAUGUCCAUAAUUCAGACAGACAAUUUUCCCGCAGAGCCCAAUUACAUGGGCAGCAGGCAGCAGUUUGUUCAAAGUAGCUCCACGUUCAAGGAUCCAGAAAGAGCCAGCUUGAGGGACAGCGGGCAUGGGGACAGUGAUCAGGCUGACAGUGACCAAGACACUAACAAAGGCUCCUGCUGUGACAUGUCUGUUAGGGAGGCACUCAAGAUGAAAACUACUUCAACUAAAAGCCAGCCACUUGAACAAGCAUUCCCGACUUUGCUUUCCUUUGCUAUCCUCACCCUACAUACCAUCACAAGUAGACUUCAGUCUGUUGAUCUGCUUCUUUCAGAACAGCAAGGCAGAGGCCAAAGACCCAUUGUUGGGAUCUGUGGACCAGCCCGCUGUGAGGAUGGAAAAUUUUCAGAACAAGAAGAAUGUGUUAACUGCACAGAUGAAUGCAGAGUGCUUGGUCAUUCUGACAGGUGUUGGAUGCCACAGUUCCCUGCAGCCAGUCAGGCUGAGAAUGCAGAUUAUCGCACAAAUCUCUUUGUACCCACAGUUGAAGCUAACGUUGAGACUGAGACAUAUGAAACUGUGAAUCCCACUGGGAAAAAGACUUUUUGUACAUUUGGGAAAGACAAGAGAGAGCACACUAUUCUCAUUGCCAAUGUUAAACCUUACUUAAAAGCCAAACGUGCCCUGAGUCCUCUGCUUCAGGAGGUUCCCUCAGCAUCGAGCAGCCCAACCAAGACAUGCAUUGAGCCUUGCACCUCAACAAAAGGACCACUGGAUGGUUGUGAAGUGAAAUCAGGAGCCUUGGCUGAACCAAGCAGCCAGUACUUGUCAACUGACAGUCAGUAUCUAUCGCCCAGUAAACAGUCAAAGGACGCUUCCUUCAUUGCAUCAGAUCAGAUGGCUAGGGCCUUUGCAGACGUGCACUCCCGAGUGAGCCGAGACUCCAGUGAGAUGGACUCUGUUCUGGAGCAGUUAGACCGUUCAGCCCGGGAUCUAGGCAGGGAGUCGGUGGAUGCCGAGGAAGUUGUGAGAGAAAUAGACAAGCUCUUGCAGGACUGUCGGGGAAGCGACCCUGUGGCCAUCAGAAAGUGAGGGGGAAAAUAAGGACAGGCUGGCAGUUGCAUUCCUCUUCUGCUGAUUGAAAGUAAAUAAAUAAGUAAAUUCCCUGGUUGUUACAGAAUUACAGGAAUGAAGGAAGACCAAUGCUGCUUUAAGGCUUUUAGUGAACAUCUGAAGUGCCCACAAGUAUGUUCUUUUCACUGCUCUUUCUUUUUGACAGAUAACACUGGUUUCAUUUUGACCAAACUUUCAUUAGGACAGAGUCAAGUACAUCAAGAACAAAAUGAAAGAAGGAAAGACAGUGCCAUUUUGACAAUCUCAUAGGAAGGUGUGAGAAAGAUGGAAUGGAAAUACGUCUGAUUCUUUAAGACUGUCCUCAAUAGCUGAUGCUGACUUUACCGUUUACGUAUAAACCCCCAGAAAAACAGGGUUGAAUAAUGCUGACCUGUGGUGAAUUUCCAGCAGCCACCACAGGCUUCUACUGAAAGUCCUAUAAAGAGUUCUUGUAGUAGUCCAAGCGACACCAAACAUUAACAUUCAUUUGUGGUAAACAUUUAUGUACAAAGUUAUCUGCCACAAAUAUGAAAUACAAAAAAAAAAAAAAAAAAAAAAAAAAAAA
Onychostruthus taczanowskii (white-rumped snowfinch) is the source of this 4679-nucleotide messenger RNA. RefSeq names its product protocadherin 17 (gene PCDH17). The transcript is spliced from 6 exons. Gene Ontology annotation, biological process: homophilic cell-cell adhesion. Gene Ontology annotation, cellular component: plasma membrane. Gene Ontology annotation, molecular function: calcium ion binding. The coding region runs from base 392 to 4093 and encodes 1233 amino acids. NCBI's taxonomy places the organism in Eukaryota, Metazoa, Chordata, Aves, Passeriformes, Passeridae. The record is from RefSeq and is a predicted model, not a curated record.